Messenger RNA from Megalops cyprinoides (Indo-Pacific tarpon), 4343 nucleotides. It is a transcript of the gene pnpla2, whose product is annotated as patatin-like phospholipase domain containing 2. The record is from RefSeq and is a predicted model, not a curated record. Gene Ontology annotation, cellular component: membrane; lipid droplet; cytoplasm. Gene Ontology annotation, biological process: positive regulation of triglyceride catabolic process; triglyceride catabolic process; lipid homeostasis. Bases 587 to 2122 code for a protein of 511 amino acids. Lineage: Eukaryota; Metazoa; Chordata; Actinopteri; Elopiformes; Megalopidae. The transcript is spliced from 9 exons. Gene Ontology annotation, molecular function: triacylglycerol lipase activity.
AACCUGUCAACAACAACCACAUGUCACUCGACGGGUGUUGUUGUUUUCCGCAAUUCUAUUGGACACUAUUACUGACAUCCAGUUUGCGGGGCGGCACGCACCGCCCUCUCACGUUAACUGACAAUCGGAAAGCUCAGGAUGGGCAGUUAAGUAAUAGGAAAGAGGUAGGUUCGAGUAGGAGGCGUUAAACGCAUGGACUAUAUAGACGCGAAGCAAACGAAUAUCAGAACCUAGAAAUAACGUAAAGGCAGGCGCUGAAGAGAGGUGACGCAAUUUAGAGAAAGCAUAAAGGAACCGCUACUGCCAGAAUUUCCCGAGGGAAAGUUACAGACCGUUGUCAACGUUAAUAAAAGGGAUUCCUGGUGUUUAGGGUAAAAUAUGAAUAGAAUGAAAGAACGCGUAUUCGUUACAGCUGAUUAGAAACUACCAACGCGAUACUAUGUUUGGUUCCUGUCUUCAUUUAGUUGCCGGUAUAUUCUAAGUGAUAAACUGUUCAGGCUGCCCUUCAUAUUGUUCAUAGUCGUCCCGUUGCACCACACGCAUCUGCCUUCUGAAAGAUCAGCGUGCAUCGUGUAAAAGCGACGAAAUGUUUCCCCUGGACUCGCCGUGGAAUAUCUCGUUUGCAGGUUGCGGCUUCCUGGGCAUCUAUCACGUUGGGGUUGCGAGCUGCCUGCUGGAGCAGGCACCUUUUUUAGUGGAAAAGGCCCGGCAUAUAUACGGAGCGUCAGCCGGGGCUCUCACCGCGUCCGCCCUUGUCAGCGGGGCAUGCCUGGGGGAGGCAGGUGCAAACAUAAUCGAUGUUGCCAAAGAAGCCCGCAAACGGUUCCUGGGUCCCAUGCACCCUUCAUUCAAUCUUGUGAAAACUAUGCGGACCAUGCUGUAUCGCACACUGCCCCCAGAUUCCCACACCCUUGCCAAUGGGCGGCUGGGCAUCUCUUUGACCCGUGUGUCCGAUGGGGAGAAUGUUCUGGUUUCACAUUUCAACAGCAAAGAGGAGUUAGUGCAGGCCUGUGUGUGUAGUGCCUAUAUCCCAGUGUACUGUGGCCUCAUUCCUCCAACAUUACAGGGUGUGCGAUACGUAGAUGGAGGGAUUUCUGACAAUCUGCCUCAGUACGAGCUGAAGAAUACCAUCACAGUGUCGCCCUUCUCAGGAGAGAGUGACAUCUGCCCCAGAGACACCUCCACCAACCUGCAUGAGCUGCGCUUUACCAACACCAGUAUCCAGUUUACCCUCACCAACCUCUACAGGGUAUCAAGGGCCCUCUUCCCCCCAGACCCACAGGUAAUGAAGGCCAUGUGUAAACAGGGUUACAAGGAUGCCUUGCACUUCAUUAGAAAAAAUGGACUGCUGCAAUUUCGAGGCCCUCAACGUGCACUCAGUAACAGAGGAGAUGGAGAGGAGGAGGAGGAAGAUGAUGAGGAGGAAGAAGAGAUUGAUGAAAAGAAUGGGCACAAGGAGGGAGAGGUGGUUCACCUCAGUGACAACUACAGAGCACAGGAACACAUCUUUGAGCACCUGCCCCCGAGACUACACAGAGCUCUAGUAGAGGCCUGCAAGGAGAGGAGGAGCCUGUUUCAGUCUCUUAGCAACCUGCUGCCUGUCAGGAUGGCUUCUGCCAUAAUGCUCCCCUACACUCUGCCCCUGGAGUCAGCUAUGUCUAUUACUAUUAGACUGUUAGAGUGGCUCCCAGAUGUACAGGAAGACGUGGGCUGGAUGCGGGAACAGACAGUAAAGUUGCUGCAGUGUUUUCUGCGUCAGGCCAAGAGAAGUCUGUCUCAGCAUGUGUCUGCACGGCUUUCAUACCAGCUGGAGCUGCGGCGCACCCAGUCCCUUCCAGCACAGCCAAGUCCUGUCUGCCUGCUGCCAAACUGGGUGAGAGGGGGCAGCUCCUCCAUGCUGGAUCUCAUGCUCAGACUGGACCAGUAUCAGAGGCAGUUUUUACCUGGCCUGUUCUGUGUCAACCUGGACCUGCAUGCCUCUGUCUUCACCCAGUCCUCCCAGGGAGUAGUUGGAGCCCCCCUCAACGAGAUAGACGAGGAGGGCCUUGUAAUGUCCCCUGUAGGCCAAGUUCUUCCAAUGGCCCAGGCCUCUGUUUCAGAGGUGGCCCCUGACAGCCCCUAGGAUCAUGCUACACUUGCCAAAGACAGGCCUUUACAAAGGCAUGUGGUUUACAGAGCAAAUAACAACUGAUUGGCUAUGUCAGGCCUAAGGAAUGUUAAGUGGACCAUGACCCAACCACCUAUACUUUUCAAGUGUCCUCCAUCAAAGUGUAUCUCAAAAUAUAGACAUAUAAGGGUCAGCGAUGCUUUCAGGAGUUGUCAUACCAACAGAUGCAAAUUGUCAUGUUCCUCAAUAUGUAUGCAGAUUUCAAGAGGCUCUUUUGUCAUGUUGAAAAGAAUAGCAGAAUCAAUGCCGCAGUGUAAUCAUGAUGUCAGGAUUUCAGGAUUUCAUUUUUCUCAGAGAUCUGUGUGUUUAAAGAAAUCCUUUAUUCAGUUUUCCAAAGUAAAUGUAUAUUUACCUGCCAGUGUACCUUAUCACACUUAAGCUUCAGGUGAGUCUAGUGAAUCAGACAAAGCUGAAUGUGAAAGGGUGUGACAGGCCCAUAGAUAGACAUUCCUUUUAAGAUGCAGCCCACGUGUAUUAAGUGUAAGUGUUCAAAAUUUAUAGCGGCCACCACGCAUGUCUUGAACUGGUUGUCAUACUACUAAAGAAGUGGUAUAAAGGUGUCAGUCAGCCCAGCUGUCUGUGGUAUGAAUGGAGUAACUGGAUUAAGGUGGUGGUGUAUGACAUGUGCCCUCAGCAUAAAAUCAUGCAUUACAUAUGUAGAUAAUGUAGGCAGUUUGAGAUCUAAAAAAGUAUUUACUAAUGCAUUUGCCAUCACUUCAUCUGUUCAAAAGCAUUAUAGAGUACAUUUGAUAUUCUUUUGUGCAUCCAUGUACUGAAAAGAAUUUUAAAAUUCAAAGCAAAACAACUUUACUAGCUUACUGGCAAGCUGCCUGAUUUGCCUGCUGAAUGAACCAUUUUAUCUUGCUAGGUACAUAGCUAUUAACCAUCUAGCUGGCUGAAAAAUAAAACAAUUUUGCAGCUUGCCUGCUAGCUAGCAUGCUAGAAGAUCCUUAUUUCCUAGCUUUACAGCUAGUUAGCAAGGUAGCCACCAACAUAAAUAGCCAUGGAGUGAGUGUUAGAGGUCAACACAUAUUUUGUUUUUCUCAGUAUAUUAAACUGCCUGUAAUGUUAGUAGACAUACUGAUAGCCUAUUUUAAAAUGCUGAAACAACAGGCAGUUUAUAAAUGCACUCAAAAAUAAGGUGCCGAUAUUCAGCCAAAGGUGGUUCUGCAAAAUACAGUGUAAAAAAUACCACAGCACAGAGCUGGCUUAUUGGUGGAGAUAAGUCCCUGGUGUAAAUGGUGAACAGAGGGUCAGUCCAGCUUAUGGAAGCUGGCUUUAAGGAGGUUUUGCAAAUGUGUGAAGGCUCGAGGGACAUUCAUACAUAUAUUGUUGUCUCUGAGGGGAAUCCUCUUCAAUUUUGCUAGGCCAUGGUAGUCAUAGCAAAAAACAACACUAUAAAAAGAUUAAAGUACAAUGCCAUUUAAGCACCCGACAUAUUUUAGUUAUGGAAAAGUUCAGGGUUUUGUGUGUUUGCAGUUGCAAAAAAUUGCAUGAUUAAACCCUCUUAAUGGAAGGUACAGAGAUGAACAUAUGCACAAACACACAUUUACUGAAAUGUAGUCAAACUGACAUUUUAGACCUUAAACACCUGAGCAAUUGAGGAAGAGAGGCAACUCCACCACCAUUGUUUUGUGGGGGGAUGUGUUACACAUAUGCACAUGCUUUCCAAAGGCACUUUGAAAAUAAAUAAUCAUGCUUUAUUUUUACUCUAUAGCAUUUUUAGAUCAGAUACAUCUCAUUUCUAAACAAUAUAUUGGGAAACAGUACAUCCCUCUCCCCCCUUAUUUACUACCCAAGUGCUAUAUGUGGAAACUGUUUGAAUUUACUUUUAAAAGGCAACAGUCUAUUUUUUCAGUCUUUUUGAGUGGAUAAUACUUAAUUACCUUAAGUAAAUUGAUCAUAUUUUAAGUCAACUCAGAAAUUACACAAAUUUAAGUUUUAUUUAACAUAAGUUGCCUUUAACUUGGUUUAUGGGGCUCAUUUUUGAACAAACUCAAGACUCAAACUUGAGUCUUUGUCACUCGAUUCAUUGUUUUUUUUUUGCUGUAAGUUACAUGUAAAUUGUUGCCUUAUUUUUCACAUUAUAAAAUGAAGGCUAAUCUUCAGGCUAACUUAUGGUUUACAUUUUGUGAAAUGUACUUCUACUUCAAAAGAACUUUUUCUUCAAGAUGCA